GUGAUCAGCGCAGUUAUGUCGGUUUCCAUCAUUAUCGGGCUCUACUAUCGAUUCAGCGGUGGUCGACAAAGUACUGCCACGGAAUACUUCUCUGCGGACAACUCGUUAGGUGUCUUACCUCUCUCGAUCGCUAUGAUGGCCUCCCAUGUAUCAGGAAUUACCAUGCUCGGAAUGAGCGGGGAAACUUACAUUCGCGGUCUGAUCGUUUCGUUGAUGUAUGCUUCCGGCAUUAUCACCGUACCGAUCAUUGCCACUUGUUAUCUACCAGUCUUCUUUGAGUUAAAAGUCGUAAGCAUCUAUGAGUAUCUCGAAAAGCGAUUUGGGUUGUACAUGCGGUUGCUCGUAAGCGCGGCUAAUUUCUCUGAGACGAUGUUACUGACCGGAGUGAUGCUGUACGCUCCUUCCUUAGCUCUCGAAGCUACCACGGGCUUGUCUAGUACUAUGAGUAUUUUGGUACUCGCUGUAAUAUGUACCUCCUAUUCCACAUUGGGUGGAAUCAAAGCGGUUUUGAUCACCGACAUCUUCCAGGGUUUGCUUAUGCUAAUUGCUCUUAUUAUCAUCGUCUUCAUCGUCACGCAAAACAUCGACGGAGGAAUCGAUACCAUUUGGCGUAUCGGACAAGAAGGAAAACGGAUAAAUUUCUCUGAAUGGACUAUAGAUCCAACUGUGCAAUACACAGUAUGGAGUACUUUAAUCGGAGGAGGAUUAAUACAUCUAGCCUAUGUUGCGGUCAAUCAGGUGCAAGUUCAACGUUUAAUGACCGUUAAAAACGUAAAAGUAGCCACGCAUGCGCUGUUUUUGUGUGGGCCAUUCAUUUUACUGGUAGGCUUUUUAACAUGCUUCACCGGAUUGUCAAUUUACACGAGCUACAAAGAUUGCGAUCCCGUAAUGUCCGAAAAAAUUUCGACCUACGACAAAAUAUUGCCUUACUUCACUGUGGAGAACUUGUCACCAGGAGUAGUUGGUCUCAUCGUUUCCGGUAUCUUCAGCGCUAGCCUAAGUACAAUUUCCGCUAUGAUGAAUUCAUUAGCCGCGGUAGCGCUCGAGGAUUAUGUGAAGCCGCUACAUCGAAAAUUUGGAAUAGAUUUUACUGACAAAAAGGCUACUUUCAUCGCUAAAGCUCUUACCGUUUUAAAUGGCGUUAUUUGCAUGUUUUUGGCAUUAAUAGCAAAGACAAUGGGCUCACUAGCAUCUGUUGCCUUCAGCAUUCAUGGCUCUAUCGGAGGGCCGAUUUUAGGUAUCUUUACUCUUGGAAUGUUCACUGAGGGCGCUAACGAGAUUGGAACUAUUAUUGGCAUGCUUACGGCGCUCAACGUUUGCUUGUGGGGCACGUUUGGACGACCUAAACCACCAAUUCCGAUGUUACCGGUGUCGAUCGAAGGUUGUGCAAAUUCGACGACAUUGAUGUUUGCUGAACAAAUGAAUUUUAACAGUACUGAGCAACCAGAUGAAUCCUACUUCUAUUUGUAUCGUAUCUCUUAUUUAUGGUAUAAUCCUAUGGGACUGACAAUUACACUAGUAGUUGGAUACGUAGCAAGUAUUAUAGUUCGACUUAUUCAAGGAGGAAAUAAUAUUGAACACGAUCCAAGUUUAUUUAUGCCACUCCUGGCUGCCAGAAUCAGACGGCGACGUCAAGACGCACAAAAAACUACGAACAGUCAACUGUUCGUUUUAGAACCCAGCCGUAUAAGAUGA
This is a messenger RNA of Cyphomyrmex costatus, 1695 nucleotides long. RefSeq names its product putative sodium-dependent multivitamin transporter. Gene Ontology annotation, cellular component: membrane. Gene Ontology annotation, molecular function: symporter activity. Gene Ontology annotation, biological process: transmembrane transport; sodium ion transport. Bases 16 to 1695 code for a protein of 559 amino acids. Lineage: Eukaryota; Metazoa; Arthropoda; Insecta; Hymenoptera; Formicidae. The record is from RefSeq and is a predicted model, not a curated record. The transcript is spliced from 6 exons.